Molecule: messenger RNA, 1656 nt
Organism: Trichophyton benhamiae CBS 112371
Lineage: Eukaryota; Fungi; Ascomycota; Eurotiomycetes; Onygenales; Arthrodermataceae
Exons: 4
Coding region: 1-1656 (551 amino acids)
Biological process (GO): transmembrane transport
Molecular function (GO): transmembrane transporter activity
Source: RefSeq, a predicted model, not a curated record
AUGUGCCCAAAUGCAGAGCCGGAAUCAUCCACUGAAGCCAUGCCCUUAGGUGGGCUGGGGAAGAGUCGCAGCCGCCUCAGAGUGGCUGCAGUUCUAGUCUCUCUCUUUUCGACGCUUUUCAUCUCAGCCCUAAAUGUCACUAUUGUUGCUACUACUAUACCCACAAUUACUGCCGAUCUCCAUUCUGCAGCCGGAUAUUCUUGGAUAGGCGGUGCAUUUACCCUGGGAAACACGGCCUUCUUGGCUGUGUGGGCCAAGCUAUCAGAUAUCUGGGGCCGGAAGCCUAUCCUUCUCACGCUCGUCGCGCUCUACUUCUGCAGUUCCAUCAUCUGUGCGACCUCCAGAUCUAUAGGAAUGCUUAUUGCAGGUCGUGCAUUGCAAGGCAUGACCUGUGGAGGCAUAACGCCGCUGGUCAUGAUAACCAUCUCAGAUAUAUUCAGUAUGAGGCAAAGAGCACUAUACCUUGGAUUUUUACAGGCAAUUUGGGCAGUUGCUGGAGGCGUUGGCCCUGUCCUUGGCGGUGCAUUGACCCAGUACGUUUCGUGGAGAUGGAUAUUCUGGAUCAAUCUUCCAGUUGCUGGGACAGCUUUCACCCUGCUGUUACUCUUUUUGGAUGUCCAUAACCCCCGAACUCCAUUUAUGGAAGGUAUUAAAGCGGUUGAUUGGUUUGGAAGUAUCGCCAUUAUCGGGGCCCUUUCAAUGCCAUUACUGGGAUUAAACUUUGGGGGAGAGUUAUUUCCCUGGAACUCACCUAGAGUUAUAUGUCUGAUUGUCUCCGGAUGCACAAUGCUUGGAAUCUUUGUUUUUAGCCAGGCACGACUGUCAAAGUACCCUCUGAUGCCGUUGAAACUAUUUCAACGCAAGUCCAAUGUUGCCUGUGUCGUUAUUGGGUUUACACAGUUAUUUGGAGUCCAAGCGGCUGAAUUUUAUCUUCCUCUCUUUUUCCAGUCUAUAUGGGAAGCUUCCCCCACUCGAUCUGGUGUGCUUAUACUUCCCAUGACAAUUACAGAGAGUGUUACCGGAAUCAUAUGCGGUUUAAUAAUUCAUCGUACUGGUCGAUAUAUCGAAAUUAUUCGAACCGGCACCGUUCUGUUUGCUCUUGGUAUUGGACUACAUAUCCAUUUCAGUGAGACAUCAUCCCUUGCCGAAAUUGCUGGUAUAGAAACUAUCGCGGGCUUUAGCGCAGGGAUGCUCUUUGAUCCCCCAUUACUGGCAUUGCAAGCUAUGGUAUCUCAAGACGACACAGCAACUGCGACUGCAACGUUUAACCUUCACCAGAACAUCGGCUCUUUCAUGGCUUCUGUUCUAGGCGGUGUUCUUUUCCAGAAUGGCAUGCGAAUGAGAACUCAAGCUCUGAAAGACGGAGGCUUGCCUGAAACUGUUGUUGAGCAGCUCUCUGGUGAUGCUGCGGCUGCCAAUGUGGACGUUAUUAGGAAGCUUUCGGACCUGACUCAGAAGCUUGUGGUAAAAAGGGCUUUCGCAUCCAGCCUCCGAUAUAUCUGGAUUCUAGCCGCAUGUUUAGCUGCAUGCGGUGCUCUUGCGAGUCUCUUAAUCUCGAAGCAAGUUCUUAAUACAGAACAUGUUGAGACAGAAACAGGUAUUAAGAAAAAUGUGCCGGUAACAGCCGAAUUAUCUAGGCUCCAAGCUACCAAUUGA